Molecule: messenger RNA, 978 nt
Organism: Hermetia illucens (black soldier fly)
Lineage: Eukaryota; Metazoa; Arthropoda; Insecta; Diptera; Stratiomyidae
Product: protein twisted gastrulation-like
Exons: 1
Coding region: 168-890 (240 amino acids)
Biological process (GO): regulation of BMP signaling pathway
Source: RefSeq, a predicted model, not a curated record
AAUAUAGAUUCUUGUUAAAAGUUUGGUUUCGUACGUUCCUGAUCUAUUCGUAACGAUCUACCUGCAAAAUGAUUAACUGGUUUCCAGGAAGAGCAUAUUUAUUAAUGGCAGUUUAAAGCAGCUCCCGUAACUUGGAGAACCUCGCCCUCUUUUGUAACAGUCUUACAAUGGCUUCCUUGUGGCAAGCAAUAUUUCUACUUUAUGCCAUUUUCAAAAUUAUCAGCAUCACAAAUCUGAGUAACGCUUGUAAUGAACUAGUUUGUGCGUCGAUUGUAACGAAAUGCAUGCUAAUACGGAGCUGCGAUUGCAGCAUAACCAGCUGCACCUGUUGUCCGUCCUGCCUACGCUGUCUGGACACUUUCUACGCAGAAUGCUGUGAUUGUGUGGGCAUGUGUGACAACACCAAAGAACCACAAAAUGCAACUAAAGUUUUCCACGAGUCGAGUCUCAGCGGAAGUCCUGAACUCUUCAAAGCACUUUUGACGGAUCCUGAUCCGGCAGAUAGUUGGCUCGUCUUUGAAUUUCCUGUAAAUGUGAAUCAAAUGAUCACCAAAGAAGAUCAUCUUAAUCAGUGGUACAAACAUCAACAGAAGCUGAUCAUUGGUGGUAUGAUUAAUUGCAGCCUCGUUUUUUUGGAAGAUUGCGCGUCCGAGGCUAAGUGUAAAAAGAUCUGUGAAUCUAUGGGUGCUGAGGUGAGUAUAUGGUUCCAGGAUGGUUGCUGCGAAUGCUCUGGAUGCCCAAGCAUUGCAAUAUUUGAAAGUCGUUGCUCGAAUUGUCCAUUAUUCGAAGGAUUAGAUCCUGACGAGGAUUACGAUUACUUGGGAGAGGACGACGAGGAAGCAAUAUAUGACCAAAUGCCACUUGAUGCGGAGUCCGAGGAGAAAGAUUAAACGGAAACACAAUUGUAACUUUAAUCUAUAUUUAUAUUAUGUUAUUGAAUAAUAAACUUCGCUUAAUACAAUAAACAUUCAAACGUUA